This is a messenger RNA of Eucalyptus grandis, 519 nucleotides long. RefSeq names its product L-type lectin-domain containing receptor kinase IX.2-like. NCBI's taxonomy places the organism in Eukaryota, Viridiplantae, Streptophyta, Magnoliopsida, Myrtales, Myrtaceae. The coding region runs from base 1 to 519 and encodes 172 amino acids. Gene Ontology annotation, cellular component: plasma membrane. Gene Ontology annotation, biological process: protein phosphorylation. Gene Ontology annotation, molecular function: ATP binding; protein kinase activity. The transcript has a single exon. The record is from RefSeq and is a predicted model, not a curated record.
AUGACGGGAGGUAGCUUGGAGGAUCACUUAUUUAAGAACAGAACCCUGCUGACAUGGGGAAGGAGGUACAACAUUGCUAUGGGAUUAGGCUCAGUGUUGCAAUACCUGCUCAAACAUAUUCAUCAAUGCAUGAUCCAUAGAGAUAUCAAAUCCAGCAACAUCAUGCUCGAUGAAGAGUUCGUGGCCAAAUUGGGAGAUUUUGGCUUGGCUAAGCUAGUCAACCAUGCUAGAGGGCCAAACACAACCCAAGUGAAAGGAACACCAGGUUACUUGGCUCGAGAAUACUUUCAAAUGGGUAAGGCAAGCAAGGAAUCUGACAUCUACAGUUUCGGAGUGGUUCUUUUGGAAAUAUUAUGCGGGAGGAGAUUGUCCGACUUGGAACUAGCAGAGCAAGGCGGCCUUGUUCCAUGGGCUUGGAAGCGUUGUGGGUGCGGGAACUGGUUUCGACGCUGGUUCUUUAAUUUUCACCUUCUGGUGGACAAGAGGCUCGGCAAGGAUUUCGACAAGAAACAGGCGUAG